GAUUGCUACCAUCUCCGAGGAGCUGUGUAUUGGAUGUGGUAUCUGUGUUAAGAAAUGUCCGUUUGAAGCAGUUACCAUUAUCAAUCUGCCGAGUAAUCUGGAGAAGCAGACUACGCACAGGUACUCUCAGAACUCCUUCAAGCUCCAUCGUCUACCCAUUCCUAGACCCGGAGAAGUUCUAGGUCUGGUUGGAACCAACGGUAUCGGGAAAUCUACUGCUUUGAAAAUCCUGGCAGGAAAGCAGAAACCCAACCUGGGUCGUUAUAUCUCGCCCCCAGACUGGACUGAGAUCCUUGCCUAUUUCCGAGGUAGUGAGCUCCAGAACUACUUCACCAAUCUUAAGGCCGUCAUUAAGCCUCAGUACGUGGACCAGAUCCCCAAGGCCGUAAAGGGAUCCGUUCAGUCUUUGCUAGAUAAGAAGGACGAGCUGAAACGGCAGGGUGAGGUUUGCAAUAUCCUAGAUUUGAACAACGUGAAGGAGAGGGACGUACAAGAUCUUUCCGGAGGAGAACUCCAAAGAUUUGCGUGUGCGAUGGUUUGUAUCCAGGCUGCGGAUAUAUUCAUGUUUGACGAACCUUCCUCUUACCUAGACGUCAAGCAGAGAUUGAACGCUGCUUUCGCAAUCCGUAAUCUAAUUGCCCCAAAUAAAUUCAUUAUUGUGGUUGAGCACGAUCUCUCUGUGCUCGACUAUUUGUCCGAUUUCGUUUGCUGUCUAUACGGUGUACCCGGAGCUUAUGGCGUUGUUACUAUGCCCUUCUCAGUCCGGGAAGGAAUAAAUAUAUUUCUGGAUGGGUUUGUCCCGACGGAGAAUCUCCGGUUUCGAGAAGAUGCUCUGAUUUUCAAGGUUUCUGAGAACGCUACGGAGGAAGAGGUAAAACGUAUGACGAGAUACGACUAUCCUCAUAUGAAAAAAACUAUGGGAAGCUUCACUCUUGAGGUAGACCAGGGACAGUUCUCCGACUCCGAGAUCCUUGUUCUUCUCGGAGAGAAUGGAACCGGGAAAACUACAUUUAUCCGGAUGAUGGCUGGAAAACUACCACCGGAUGAGGAGAGUGGAGAGAUUCCGUCCUUGAACAUUAGUUACAAACCACAGAAGAUUUCCCCUAAAUCUCAGGGUACCACUAGACAGUUGCUCCAUGAGAAGAUUAGAGAUGCUUACAUUCAUCCUCAGUUCAUCGGAGACGUCAUGCGUCCUCUUAAGAUCGACGAUAUUAUCGACCAGGAGGUCCAGAACCUGUCUGGAGGAGAACUGCAGCGUGUCGCCAUGGCGCUCUGUCUCGGUAAACCUGCUGAUGUUUAUCUAAUCGAUGAACCAUCGGCGUACCUUGACUCGGAGCAGAGAUUGGUCUGUGCCAAGGUGAUCAAGAGAUUCAUUCUGCACGCCAAGAAAACCGGGUUCAUCGUGGAGCACGACUUCAUCAUGGCAACAUAUCUUGCGGAUAGGGUGAUCGUGUUCGAGGGAACUCCAUCCAUCUCCACCAAGGCCAACGCUCCCCAGUCUCUGCUCGGGGGAAUGAACAAGUUCCUCCAGCAGCUUAAGAUCACGUUCAGGAGAGAUCCAAACAACUUCAGGCCUAGGAUCAACAAGCUCAACUCUAUCAAGGAUUGUGAACAGAAACUGAACGGGAACUAUUUCUUCUUAGAAGAUUGAGAUUAACCUUAGGCAGGUUAUCUGAACCAUGGGACGGCUUACAUGGAUCGUGGAGCCGGGAUCUUGAACUGAGCCUGGAAGGUUGGGAAGGCUCUGAACUUGGUCUACUAAUCCUGUAUCUACCGCCCCACUGUAUAUCUGGGUAUGGUUAAGGGGUGGUAGGUUGGGAUCAGCAACGGUUAUCCAUGGACUAAACCCGUUCAGCUGCUGUGAUAAUAUUGUAUUCGUCCUUAUCCUUAUCGUCAAUAAAACAAUUCUAGCAAUUUA
Messenger RNA from Eurytemora carolleeae, 1918 nucleotides. It is a transcript of the gene pix, whose product is annotated as ATP-binding cassette sub-family E member 1-like. Gene Ontology annotation, molecular function: ATP hydrolysis activity; ATP binding; ribosomal small subunit binding. NCBI's taxonomy places the organism in Eukaryota, Metazoa, Arthropoda, Copepoda, Calanoida, Temoridae. The record is from RefSeq and is a predicted model, not a curated record. Gene Ontology annotation, biological process: translational initiation; ribosomal subunit export from nucleus; translational termination.